Penicillium daleae is the source of this 1437-nucleotide messenger RNA. RefSeq names its product aspartate aminotransferase family protein. Gene Ontology annotation, molecular function: transaminase activity; pyridoxal phosphate binding. The record is from RefSeq and is a predicted model, not a curated record. The transcript is spliced from 2 exons. NCBI's taxonomy places the organism in Eukaryota, Fungi, Ascomycota, Eurotiomycetes, Eurotiales, Aspergillaceae. The coding region runs from base 1 to 1437 and encodes 478 amino acids.
AUGGAACCGCGGUUCUCCUUCUUCGAGGCCAACAGUACAAAUGGCUCUGGAAAGCCUUCUGUGACUCUUACCCAGCUUCGACGUCUGUUAGACGACGCCAUCAAAGAUUAUGAAAGGAACCAUCCAAGGUCGCUAAGCAUACACAAGGAUGCACUUAGAUUCCUACCUGGAGGAAAUACUCGCUCAGUGCUACACACUGAUCCAUUUCCCAUUUGCAUGGACCGAGGGGAAGGGAAUAGAUUGGUGGAUGUGGAUGGGCGAGAAUAUCUGGAUCUCAUUGGCGAGAUGACUGCAGGUCUUUGUGGCCACUCCCAUCCAAUCAUUCAGGAAACCAUCAUUUCAACCGUUACGAAAAAGGGGUUGAAUCUGGGUGCGACGACCGCAAUUGAAUCUCAAUUUGCACAAGAAAUAUGUGAUCGGUUUCCAUCGAUAGAGCAUCUGCGCUUUUGCAAUUCGGGCACCGAGGCGAAUCUCUAUGCCAUCAGCGUUGCUCGGCAGGCAACUGGCUUAUCCAAGGUCAUCGUCUUUUCUGGGGGAUACCACGGUGGUGUUCUGACGUUUUUUCAUGGGGUUUCUGCAAACACCAUUGACAAGGAAGAUUGGAUUAUCGGAAAAUACAACGAUGUUGAAGGGACUCGCAAAUUAAUAUGCGAUAACAAAGGGAAAGUUGCGGCUGUGCUUGUUGAAGGCAUGCAGGGGGCUGGGGGCUGCAUACCAGGCUGCCCUGAGUUCUUGCACACAGUUCAAACGACAGCAAAUGAAAACGGGAUGGUUUUCAUUUUGGACGAGGUCAUGACAUCGCGGCUUGAUCACGGAGGUCUUCAAUCGAGAGUCUUGAGUCCCGAGGAUCAUACAUCGUUGAAGCCUGAUAUCACAACGCUUGGCAAGUACAUUGCUGGAGGAAUGACCAUUGGGGCAUUUGGAGGGCGAAAGGACUUACUUGCAGUAUAUGAUCCACGGCCAGUCUCUAUGCCUGGUAAAACUCAGAGAUUAGUUUCACCUAUCAGUCAUUCUGGCACGUUUAACAACAAUACGCUAGCGAUGAGUGUUGGUCUUACUACGCUAUCCACUAUCUAUACACUCCAGGUCUGUACUAAGCUCAACGCGAUGGGUGAUAAGUUUCGACAAAGUCUGCUUGAGAUAUGUCGAGAUACUAGAAUGGCCGUGACGGGGGUUGGCGCCGUGUGCAAUAUUCACUUUGUUUCGCAGAGACUAUCAGAAGACAUACGGUGUGUGGAGGACUUGGAAGAGAUGCAGACAGAGUUUGAUGCGAUUCUGAAGGAUCUAUUCUGGUUUCAUGCAAUCCGCAGAGGGUUUUGGAUUGCUAGACGUGGCAUGCUGGCUUUGAUCCUGGGAACGACCGAGUCAGAACUUGAAGAGUUCCUUGAAUUUGCCAAGGAGUUCUUGCAGGAGUUUCAAUCCUUGAUGAGACUUUAG